AUGCAAAGAAUUACCAUCUCAAUGUUUGAUGACCAUAAUAAUAAUAAUAAUUCUACUAAUUACCAACAAGGAGAAGGGAAUUCAACAUCCUUAACUUCACCUCUCACUCUUCAACAAUAUGCUUCACCCAAUCAAAAUUUAAUCACUCCUCUCACACCAAAUACUGAAUUGUUGAAUAAUGUAAUCGAAUCUUUAAGGCAGGUUAAAAUAGAUGGACAACAAUACUUGGAUACAUCAAAUUAUACAGAUAAUAGUAAUGAUGUUAAUAUAUUUGGAGGUGUUUCAUCAUCAGCCAUGAAUUGGAAUCAUUUACUGUCGAACAACAUGUAUCAGCAACAUCAGCAAGUUGAGCAUGCCCAUAUGAUUCAGACAGAAGAAUCAAACAAUUUUCAUAAUGGCAAUACAUGUAAUUCCUCUUCAUCAUUCAGUAACAAUGUAAAUAAUAUCAUCAAGGAAAGCAACACUAGUAGUGAUGAAGCAAGCAACUUGUUCUCACUCUUUGAUGCACAUAGAAAGAUUCUUCUAUUUGAUAAUUUGAUUGAGGGCGAGCUCAUUCGGAUGACUGACCGAUCCGCUUCAAUGAAUCUGGACAAUAACGCCUUAAUAGAUUUAAGCGAAGAUCGAAUGAGAAAUAGGAACUCCCAAAAUCAAACCUCAGAAACCUCAAUUCAGCAAAUUUCCUUAGAUUGUGACAAUGCUUGUCAAUCUCAAAUUUCUGAUAUUUUCAAUGUUUCACAAGCUCUUCAGAAUAUAACUAGCUUAUCACCCUCAGAUCAAAACCAAUUAUCAAGAUUGAUAUGGACUGCUUUGAUGAAUAAUUCUAAUAAUUCACUUACUGAUGAUUCAUCAAAAUCUUCAUCAUUCAAUUCAAUAGAAAAUAAUUCGGAAUUGGGGAAUAGUGGAGCAUACAGAAUGUUUGAAUCAUUUGAGGAUGUGCAAAUGCAAUUUUCACAACAUGUGGAAGCCCUAACUUUGCAUCAAAUGGUGGAUGAAGAUAAUUCCCCAACAACAAAAUCCAAGUAUAGUUCUCAGCCAGUACUAAAUUCUAAUGGCAGAUACUCAAUUGACAAUUUGAGUAAUUCAAUGAUAAUGCAAAAUGGAAAUUCCUCCUCAGUCAUUCCUCAUUACUCAGAUAGUGUGGACAUAACAACAUUUCUUAAUAAUCAAUUUUCUUCUUUACAAAAUCAGAGUUUGGAAUCAUCUCAAAGCUCUACAAUAAUCAGAGGUAAUACUGGUAUCAGUCCAACAUCACCUCAAUCUCAUUAUUCAACACCAAUGCAGCAACUUUCAGACUCUAUGACUGAGUCCACACAACAACAAUUCAUUAUCUCUCCGAAAGGCAACUUGAAUAGAAUAUUCAAUAAUCCGCAACAGGCAACCACACCAAACUCAGUAUUUGAUGUUUCUAUUAAUACUCAACCCAAACAAUCAACAUUAUCAUCUCCUCGAAGAAUUUCCUCAUGUUCUUCAUCGAUGAUAUCCAGCAGCCACUCACAUACUUCCUCUACGAGAUCCACUCCAACAACCAUCUCGGAACAAACCCUCAUUCAAUCUACACCAAUAUUAACACCAUCUGAUACAAAUCCAGGCCAAGAUGAAUGUAUCCAACCACCACUCCUUCUUCCCAAAACUUCAACCCAAACCUGUUGUGGUGUUGGCAACAACAUAAAUUUCUCCCUUCCUGGUGAUAGCGAAAGUGCGGCGGUGGUUAAACAAUUUGGCAAGAAUAAUCAGUCAAAAAAAUAUUCAAACAACAAUUUUAGUGAAACUACAUUGCCACAUACGAGUUGUGUUGUUAAUAACGUUGUUGGUCAGCAGCAUUUCAUCACCACCACCACUACUAGCACCACUGAAAAUCAUAGUAGUCAUCAUAGUAACCCACUUGAGGCAUCAUCUGUUUUAAAUAUUCAGAAAAGCCUUUCAUUACAACAAUCUUUAGAUAGUAGUAAUAGUCCUCGAGUUGUUGUACCAUCACCAACAUCAGGUAAUUUUCACAACAGCAAUCCUCCAACUUUGCUUUGCAUCACAUCAAAACCAACGGAAAGUAAUUUGGACAUUAUCACCCAACAAACCCUUAACAAUAUCUCAACCGAUUAUACAAUGUCUUCACAUUCUCCAAUAUCAUCCUCUAACUCUAAUGAACAAAAUGGCCAAAACAAACAAUAUCAAGGGGUUAUGCCAUUAGAAGGAAAUCAAUCGACUUGGGGAGUUAAAGUAAAUAGAAAAUAUAGACAAUUAAGAAAAUCUUUAAAGACAUGCAAACAUUUUGAGGAUAAUUAUUUUGUUCUUGAAUUAAACGGGCAAGGUAAUAAUCCUGGAAAUCCAUCAGCUGGACAACAACCACCAAAACCAAAAAAGCCAAAGGCUAAAGCUCAACCACAUGCUAAUCAUGAUGAUAAAAAACCAUCCAUACCGAUUCCUUACAAGGAACAAGUUAAUUUGAUGGGAGAAUUUAGUGUAGCUAAAAGUAUAGAUGAUGAGGUUCUUCCUCUAUCAGUUUUAAAUAGAUCCGAAGAGAGUGAUUUAUAUCUCACAACUCCUAACAGUACAAGUUCAGCAUCUUCAAGGUCUAGCUCGGCUAAGGAUAUGACUAAAAAGAAGAGAAAGAAUACCUCUCAAGAACCAACGAGAAAGAAUAGAAAAAAGGAUUCAGAACAAGAAAUGUCACUUGGUGGAUUAGAUUCUACCUAUAAUCAUGAUAUUUUACCUAGUAUCAAUAUGACACUUAAUCUUGCUCCAAUGCAAACAAUACCUUCAUUAGAUAAUUCAGAAAUUAUGAAUUUUAAUAAGGUUACCCCUGAUAUAAUGUCCUAUCAACCAAAUAAUAAUAUUCAUCAUCACCAACAACAAAUUCCUUCCCUAAUUUCACCACACAAACCUCUAGACUACCAACCAAUAACUCCAAAUUUAAUUAAUUAUGAAAAUACCACCUCAUCAAGCCCACAUAUCAUCAACUUUGAAAAUCAAGCCUCCUCAACAAAUCAAAUUAAUAACCAAGCAGAAAAUAGAAAUCUAUUUAGUUCAGGGUUUCCUUCAAACAGCAGCUUUGGAUUAUUUUCUACAAAUGAAGAUUUUACAACAAUGAAAUUACCAAGCAAUAGUAGUAUUGACAGCUUUUUCAAGGCAGAUCUGACGGAUGAAAAGGCAACAAAUAUGCCUAGAAAUAUGUCUUCCAGUUCUGACUUUUUACCUUUGGAAGAAACCAUCGUUCAUCACCUUCCUAUUACAAAUUCAAAUAUGAAUAAUCACCAUCCAAUUCACCCUAUUACUGCCACACAGACUCAAAUAGUCCCACCAAAAAUCGAUAUUAAACCACCCAAAAAAGAAGUUGAAAAGAAUCAUCUCACUAGAUGUAUGAGUCAUGCAAGUUUGUCAAUGUUAGAUGAAGAAGAGGAGGAAGAACCUGUUCCUGUUGUAAACAAUAAUAUUUCUAAUAUUCCUUCAAUAGCCAUUUCCACAAAAGAAAUUCACCAUUUGGCUCAAGAACCAACUAUGGAGGAUAUUAAGAGUAAGAGUCCACUAAUAACCCCAUUGAAUGCUGUUUUAUAUAAGAAUAUUUCUGUGAGUAAUAUGGAUUUGGUAAAAUUGGAUGUACCAAGUGCUUGUGUGCUACGACCAAUUCCAUCAGAAUCAAUGAUAGAGAAAGAUCACGCACAUUGGAUUAAUGAAAUCAAAACACUGCCUUCGAAUGAUUCUCUGGCAAAUAUGGCUAUAGUUGAUUUUGAUAUUCUUUCUGAAACAAAAAAGCAUUAAAAAAUAUCAUAUUUAUUUCCA
Molecule: messenger RNA, 3774 nt
Organism: Naegleria gruberi
Lineage: Eukaryota; Heterolobosea; Eutetramitea; Acrasida; Naegleriidae
Exons: 1
Coding region: 1-3753 (1250 amino acids)
Source: RefSeq, a predicted model, not a curated record